Molecule: messenger RNA, 492 nt
Organism: Salarias fasciatus (jewelled blenny)
Lineage: Eukaryota; Metazoa; Chordata; Actinopteri; Blenniiformes; Blenniidae
Product: potassium voltage-gated channel subfamily H member 7-like
Exons: 3
Coding region: 148-492 (114 amino acids)
Biological process (GO): regulation of membrane potential; potassium ion transmembrane transport
Cellular component (GO): plasma membrane
Molecular function (GO): inward rectifier potassium channel activity
Source: RefSeq, a predicted model, not a curated record
GUGCGCGUGUGCGUCCGCGUCGAGCAUGGUCCGUGGUAAAGAGAGCAUCACCCAGAGCCAACAUUUGUAACUUCGGGAUCUACUUGCAAAGGCGCUUUUCUUUCUUUUUUUCUGGACGUCUUGGGGAUUUUGUGCGCGUGUUCAAACAUGCCUGUGAGAAGAGGUCACGUUGCGCCACAGAACACCUUCCUGGGGAUGAUCAUUCGGAAAUUCGAGGGUCAAAACCGGAAAUUUGUGAUAGCCAAUGCCCGGGUGGAGAACUGUGCGAUCAUAUACUGCAACGACGGCUUCUGUGAGAUGACGGGCUUCUCAAGACCAGACAUCAUGCAGAAGCCGUGCACCUGUGACUUUUUGCACGGCGACCUGACGGACCAAGAGGCCAUCAGCCAGGUGGCGCAGGCUGUGGUCGGCUCUGAGGAGCGCAAGGUGGAGAUCACCUACUACCGCAAGGAUGAGCACCUGCUGCAGCUCCUCACUGUACCCGCCUCAUGA